Molecule: messenger RNA, 2093 nt
Organism: Striga asiatica
Lineage: Eukaryota; Viridiplantae; Streptophyta; Magnoliopsida; Lamiales; Orobanchaceae
Source: the annotation of a GenBank genome assembly
CAAUUAACUAAUCAAAUUUCGUGGGAAAAAGGAAAGAAGACAGUAGAGAAAGACUCGGUCAUCUUUGUCCCAAUUCCCAAAGCUUAGUUAGGCUCAUAAUUUGUUAAUUACUUGUAGCACAAGAUUAGAUUACACACCAGACAAUAAUAUUUCAACACUCGUGGAUUGGAUCCAUGUUCUUCUCCUUUCAUCGAGUGAUUUCCGACCAAAGAUUUCAUCUUUCUUUCGGACGAUAGAUUGAACCUUGAAAGCCAUGUCGACAUUUACAGCCAUAGCUUUUGAUAGGCUGAUUGAACCUGGAGCUUCAAAUUCUACAGUGCCAGCACGAAAUUCUCUCGACUCAAAGCUCGAGUGGAGGCACAGCCCUCCAAAUCCUAGCCAAGUCAAGGAAACUGUUGCCCGUACUUCAAAUUUAAGCAAAGAAGGUAUCAUUAUUCCUGUUCAUCCAAAGCUCGAUAACAGGAAAAAUGGUUCAUCAACUACAGCCACAUCAGCCGUGGAUAAAAAACACCACUGGACACAAAUCUCGCCUGCUCUUUACACGACCCCUGAGUCGACCCCAGUUCCUGAUACACCGUCGUCAUUUCCCCCUUCGCCUUAUAUUAUUAACCACAAGAGACGGGGCCCACGGCUUGUGAAGAGCCUCUCGGAGGAUGAUGUUGUGACUUGUAAACAGAGUGCAGAUGAGAUCAAGGCAGAUGAGAACGGGAUUAAUGGCAGUAUAAAGGUUUUAGGCUAUGCCGUGGAAAAUUGUCUGAAUGGUUCUUGUAAUAAUGGGAUCCUAAGUCAGGAUGUGGAAAAUGGUCAGGAAGGGGAAAAAGGUGUGGUGAAGUCUUUUUCUGAAUUCAGUUUGCAGCAAGAAGAUGGUGAGGCUGAUGAUGAUAAUUUUGUCGAUCCGCAGGAGUCGAUGAGUGUUAAGAGCAUAUGUGAAAGUGAGGGUAAUUGUGGAGCUGAGCAGUCCUUGAAUUUGACGAUGCCGUUAACUGAGUUCUAUGAUGCUUGGGAAGAAUUAUCAUCUGAGAGUGAAAUUCAGCUCCAAAUGCCUGAUCUCGAGACCGAACUGCGUGAAAUAAGAUUGAGUUUGUUGAUGGAGAUAGAAAAGAGGAAGCAAGCUGAAGAAGCUUUAUGCAAUAUACAAAACCAAUGGCAGAGGAUCUGUGAAAAGCUAUCUGUAGUGGGGUUGACACUCUCUGUGGACCCUACUACUUUGCUUGAGGGUGAACAACAACUGGACGAUCCUGCAGAGGAGUUGUGUCAACAGGUCCAUCUGGCCAGGUUUGUGUCGAAUUCAAUCGGGAGGGGAAUUGCAAAGGCCGAGGUCGAAUUGGAGAUGGAAGCUCAGUUAAAGAUGAAGAACACUGAGAUUGCUCGUUUAUUGGAUAGGCUUCAUUAUUAUGAAGCCAUGAACCGAGAAAUGUCCCAGAGGAACCAAGAAGUUGUGGAGACGGCAAGACGACUUAGGCAAAGAAGGAAAAGGAAACAGAAAUGGGUUUGGGGUUCUAUUGCUACUACAGUUACACUUGGUUCGGCCUUCUUAGCAUACUCUUAUUUCUACACUGGAAAAACAUCAUCUUCCCAAAGCUUGCCUCAUAUUCAUACAUUCGACCGUGACGCAAGUUAGUGAACCAGUGAAUGUCCUAAUUCAUACAUUAGAAAUAAAUAACAGAGGAGGUUAUACCUUAUACGGAUAUUUGUGAAUACAAUCACACAUAUGUUUUUAUCUUUUCCUAAAAAGCACGUAUUUUCUGGGAAUCCAGGAUCUAAAAAUUCAAUAAAAGCAUGUAGUACUGCACAAUUGAAAUGCCGGCCAACAUAUUUUAAUGUGUGUAUGGAUGCUUUAUGGAGUAGUAAGCUGCAUGGAGCCAUUCUACAACCUGAUCUUUCUUCUGGAUAGAUGCUUUUGUAUAUUCAUGACAUAUAUUCAAUUCACAAAUUAUUUUGCAGGUCGAUAUGUCAUAUUUUUGUUUAUAUUAAGUGUCAACUUUUGGAGCUAUUUGUGCCUUGGCCUCCUAAUUAUUUGGGUGCCUCAUUUUUUUUUUUUUAUUUUAACAAAGUUUAUUUGGGGCAUUUGUGCCUUGGCUUUCUAACUUCCC